This is a messenger RNA of Spinacia oleracea (spinach), 2513 nucleotides long. RefSeq lists its product as uncharacterized. Gene Ontology annotation, molecular function: heme binding. Gene Ontology annotation, cellular component: extracellular region. The record is from RefSeq and is a predicted model, not a curated record. The transcript is spliced from 5 exons. NCBI's taxonomy places the organism in Eukaryota, Viridiplantae, Streptophyta, Magnoliopsida, Caryophyllales, Amaranthaceae. Bases 8 to 1906 code for a protein of 632 amino acids. Gene Ontology annotation, biological process: intracellular iron ion homeostasis.
CUUUCCAAUGUCACAACCUGCGCGCAAAAUCAGGAAGAGACGCAGAGACAGAACUUCGCAAACCUCUCUUACACCUUCAUCAAUGGCGGAUUUCACAGAAUUAUCCUUCCCCAGCACUACUUCAACCUCCUCUUCUCCCUUCUCAAACCCUAGCUCCUCCCCUUUUACCUUCAAUUUCUCCACCUCCUCCGCUUUUGCGCUUCCCUCUGCUGCCUCUGGCGCCGCCUCUGUAUGCUUGGGCACCGUUUCUUCCUCCUCCGUCAUCUGCGGCUCAACUUCCUCAUCCACCGCUACCUCCGUCAAUGGAGGUUCCACUUCCUCCUCUACCACUCUCUCCGUCAUUUGCGGCACCGCUUCUUCCUCCGCUGCUCCCUCCGUCAGCUGCGCCUCCGUUUCUUCCUCCAUCGCUCGCUCCUUCAGCCUCGGUACCACUCCUUCCUCCGCUCCACCCGUCAUCUCCGGCUCUACUUCUUCCCCCAUCGCUCGCUCCUUCAGUUCCGGCUCCACUUCUUCCCCAAUCGCUCGCUCCUUCAGUUUCGGUUCCACUUCUUUCUCCGCUUCCUCCACUCCGUUCAUCCGUUUCGGCUCCUCCACCGCCUCCUCAUCUUGCUCUCUGUCUGUCAGGUUCGGAUCCUCUGCAGCAACUUCCCCCGUCGCAAAUAUCUCCGGAACUACUGCUACGAAUUCUACUGCUAUUACCACCACUUCAAAACCGUAUGCUGCUGGUCUCCAGGCUUCAGCUUCUGCCUCAGCGGCUGUCUCCAGCUCUACAACAACUGCUACACAAACAUAUUCAUCUAUUACUGCAGGCUUGAGUAGUGGGACUUCCGUUUCUUUGGCUGCUCCUUUUGCCUCUCCUGUUACUAACCAUGCUGCCUCUAGUCAACUUGCUGCUACGUCCACUGCCUCAGCAACUUCUACUGGGUUUACUCUGAAUUCAACAGUGCCAGCAGCUUCUUCCUCCACAGGCACUUCCACAACUACUGCUGCUAAAACUGCUGUUGCUGCUACAGCUACAGUCGAGUCACUUCCAUCUCUUAAUCAUACACUGCAUAACUUUGUCAGACGUAGUCUGGCCCCAAGUCGCACUCGGCAUCGUGUUAGGGGACGUGGAAAACAAUCAAAUGUUAGAAGGGGCUCUCACAACAUGCAACGUGUUCCGCAGCAACAAUCACUUCAACAAGUUCUGGAUAAUGAGGCAUAUAAAUUUGGCAACCAAUUUGUGCACCAGCGGUAUGGAAAGAGGCCUCAAGAGGAGGAGGAUGCAACAAUAAAAAUCUCUCAACACCAAUCCUCCACCGUACUCUCUAGCAUUCCAGAGAACAUAAACAGGCGAGUUGGGGAGUGGAUUGAGCCAAAGGAGGUCAUUCUCCCAGCUGACGUCUUCAAGCGGAUCAAUGGUCCUGCUGAAUGCAAGGGGGAGAGAUAUGCCCCUCAAUGGGAUGUCAACCCUAAUGAGUCCCUCGACUAUGACUUUCCAGAACAAGGGGGGACUCUCGGCCACCGGAUGCUAAAAGGAAUGAUCUUGCCUCGUGAUUGUCCAAGCAGAGUCAGCAAAUUGAUUUUUGCCAAUACCUCCCAUCAAUUAGCUCAAUUUUGUGGCAGUUACUUGGAGGUAGCUGAGCUGGGUCUGCACUAUCAGCGUCAUAAUGCUUGGCUUUCUGAUGAGUUGUUAGAUGUAACAAAUAGGCUGAAAGACGCGGAGCAGGAGGCUGCCAGUGCUAAGACUGCCAUAAAUGCUGCAAUUGUUUCUAAGGAGGCUGCUGAGAAACACUUAGCAGAAGCUAAACAGGCUUGGAAUCUUGAGAAGUCUAGCCUCGAAAGCAAUAUCAUCGAUUUGAAGAAGCAACUCCUGGCUAUGAAAGAGGAAAAGGAUGGGGCUGAGAAGGAAGCUCUGAAACUAUAAUCACAAUAGGAUUUCAAUGCUCAAUCCAAUUAACUGUAGUUUUUAGCUAAACUUGUUUGAAGAACAAGGUGUUGCGGAAUUUGACUAGGAUGCUAUUGUGGACUCGCGGUGGCAUUUGACAAUGGUCUAGGAGGGAAAUGCUUCCUCAGGAGUUUGAAGCUGAAGACUAAGUCGACCACAUCACUGUACGUACUGCUCCUCCCCUUGAUUGCUUAUGUUCUCCUUAGUUUUUCGUCCUUUUUGUCUUUGUUUUUGCUUUUGUUCGUUUAAUGCCAGCUCUUCAUUGAUUGUGUAUGUAUAGUACGAGCGAUGUACGGCAGAAUUCCUUUGGACAUGUACAGUGUGUUUGGGAAGUUGGGAACCUACUAACGAGGAUAAUAACUGUGGAAAAAUAAAGCUCUACUUAGUAUAUGGAAUUAUGGAAAAAAAAGGAAACACUAUAAAAGUUCCUCGUGCAAAUUUUUAAUUCUUUCGUUGUUUAAUGAGGAAAGUAUUGGAAAAUAUACAAUAGAAUGUAUAGGUUUCCAUUCACCGGUUUGUUUAACGAGGAAAAAUAUUGAAACAUAAUGUAUAAACAUAUACGAAGUACGAAUAAAAAAAAGAACAA